Bufo bufo (common toad) is the source of this 3933-nucleotide messenger RNA. Its product is annotated as NACHT, LRR and PYD domains-containing protein 3-like. Bases 136 to 3531 code for a protein of 1131 amino acids. Gene Ontology annotation, cellular component: cytoplasm. The record is from RefSeq and is a predicted model, not a curated record. Lineage: Eukaryota; Metazoa; Chordata; Amphibia; Anura; Bufonidae. Gene Ontology annotation, molecular function: protein binding. The transcript is spliced from 14 exons.
GGGUAGAGGUCAGCAGUUCUAGGACCUGCAAUGAUGUCACAGCCAUGUGAUCAGUGGAGGAAGAGGCGGGGCUUAGCAGAGGAGAGAACAUACGGGACUGAUUCAAUGAGAUUUUGAUAUCGUCCCAGGUCCAGGAUGAGCAUUAUAACCCCCAGCGAUGAUGAUGAGACCCGGCAGUUCUACCAGCAGCUCCGUCAGUGUGAAGAUCACUUCCUGAGGAUGACGUAUGAAUAUUUCCAGGAUGAUCUGCUCCACAUUGUGGAGAACAUGAGUCUUCUACCACUUCUCCGUGAGCUACAGUCCCGAAAUCUCCCGGAUACUGAGAAAUACCAGAGUCUAGAACAUGAUAGAAGAAGAUUGGCGCGGACUUUGGUACAGGAUAUAUAUAACCUAGGAAGAGAAGCUGUGAUAGGACUGUGGGUCAGUCUGUAUGUAUUACGGAAGGAUCAUGGUUCCCCCGGCCUGGACGCUGUACUGGAGGAACUCCGUCAUAGAGGUGACACUCUGGUGGAGCAAAUCCUGCUGGAUGAACAUGGACACCAACUGUCCCCACAACUCAAAGAAUUACAGAUCCGGCACAAGAAACAUUUGCAAGAAAAAACUGAGAAACUUCUAGAGAACAAACCUCCAAGAUGUGACCAGCGAGAGCAGAGUUUUCCAUUCUCUACACGUUAUGUCAACCUCAUCAUUGUCUCCACUGAGCACUUCAGAAAACGCUUUGAGAAUGAGCUCAUAGAGACCGGGGUAAAAAAUGAGGAAUACUUAAAGAGAAAACAAAAUGAAUUACUACGCAUUUCCCCCAACAAACUGUUCCGAUGGUGCCACCGAUCCGAACAAGUACCACGUAUGGUAAUGGUGAGCGGAGUGGCCGGUGUAGGGAAGACCACACUGAUGCAGAAGGUUGUCUAUGACUGGGUGAAGGGGGAUUUCUAUCAAAGAUUCUCCUUUGUCUUUUUCUUCAAAUUCCGCGAACUCAACAGACUGGAUAAGGUUAGUCUGGAGGCUCUAAUCCUUCAUCAGUACCCAUAUCUGGAGGAGCAGCUUAGUAACAUCUUACAGGAACCAGAAAAACUUCUCUUUAUAUUUGAUGGUUUAGAUGAAAGUCUUCAGAGCAUGCAUUUCUCAUCACAUCACUUGUGCUCUAAUCCUAAACAGCCCAAACCUUGUGGUCAGAUUGUAGUUAGUUUGGUGAGAAAGUCUCUUCUUGAUGGUUGUUCUGUCCUAAUGACCUGUCGCCCAACCAGACUGGCAUCAAUUGAUUAUACAGUUUUCCAGAGAAUAGUAGAAAUCAUUGGGUUUUUACCACAAGAACGACAGAUGUACUUUGAGAAUUUCUUCCCCGAACCUGAACUGGCGGAAAAGGCUUUUAAUUAUGUGAAGCAGAAUUACACCCUGUACACCUUCUGUUACCUCCCGUCCUACUGCUGGAUCAUCUGUACAGUAUUAUCCAAGAGCUUCCAGCCAACAAGUAGUGAUCAGCCGGUGUCAUUAUUACCCAAAACCGUCACCCAGCUCUUUGCGAUAUUUGUCGCCAAUAUCCUGUCCAAUCACUGCCUGGACAAAAGUGGCGCUCAGAAGAUCCUGCAGUCCAUGGGAUGGAUGGCAGAACAUGGAGUCAUGAAUCACAGGCUUAUCUUUGAUGAACGAGAUCUUCAUUGUUUCCAUGUGGACAAUAAGUCAAAGCUAUUAUCAAGUUUUCUGAUGGAAUCGGAAGAACCUGUGUCCUAUUCCUUCUUACAUCUCACUGUUCAGGAAUUCUUCUCUGCCUUGGUGCAUUAUGUGGAUUAUUCUCCUGAGAAGUUACAGAAAUCACUAAAAGAGGCCAAAACCUAUCCUGAUGGACGAGCUGAGAUGUUCCUCCGUUUCCUGUGUGGUCUAUCAGACAGCUCCACCAGGUCAAUGCUAACUGGAUACCUGGACAAACAAGCAGUUCAGGCCUCCAGAGAUGUAAUUACUUGGCUAAAGAACUUCAUUCUAGUAGAAAAGAGGCCCAAGAAGCGACGUCUUCUCAAUAAAUUUUUCUAUCUGUAUGAAUCCCAGAAUAAGUCUCUGGUGCUGGAAUCAUUACAAUCACACACAAGUCUUGACUUUUCCUAUUUUACUAUGUCAGUUCUAGACUGCACAGUGUUGGCAUUUAUUCUGGACACCUGCACAAAUAUAGAAGAACUACAUCUACAGUUCUCUUCCUUAGACACCGAAGGAUUAGAAAGACUUGCUCCAGGAUUACAUAACCUGCAGGAACUGAGUUUGGGUUAUAAUAAUCUACCAGACACUUCCUGCAUCCAGUUGGCAUCUGUAAUAAGGAAUAACCGGUCCCUGGAGAUACUCGACCUAUCUGGUAACCGACUGUGUGGUCCUCACUUAAGUGACUUGAUGGAGGCUCUGUCCAGUCCGGCCUGCAGGAUAGAGGAAUUACAAUUGGCUGAUAAUUCUCUACCAGACACUUCCUGCAUCCAGUUGGCAUCUGGAAUAAGGAAUAACCCGUCCCUGAAGAUACUUGACCUGUCACAGAACCGUCUGUCUGGUCCUCACUUCAGUGACUUGAUGGAGGCUCUGUCCAGUCCGGCCUGCAGGAUAGAGGAUUUAUAUUUGGCUGAUAAUGAACUACCAGACACUUCCUGCAUCCAUUUGGCAUCUGUAAUAAGGAAUAACCCGUCCCUGAAGAUACUUGACCUGUCUAAAAACCGUCUGUCUGGUCCUCACUUCAGUGACUUGAUGGAGGCUCUGUCCAGUCCGGCCUGCAGGAUAGAGACAUUACAUUUGGCUAAUAAUGAUCUACCAGACACUUCCUGCAUCCAGUUGGCAUCUGUAAUAAGGAAUAACCCGUCCCUGAAGAUACUUGACCUGUCUGGUAACCGUCUGUCUGGUCCUCACUUCAGUCACUUGAUGGAGGCUCUGUCCAGUCCGGCCUGCAGGAUAGAGGAAUUACAAUUGGGUAAUAAUGAUCUACCAGACACUUCCUGCAUCCAGUUGGCAUCUGUAAUAAGGAAUAACCAGUCCCUGAAGAUACUUGUCCUGUCUCGUAACCGUCUGUCUGGUCCUCACUUCAGUGACUUGAUGGAGGCUCUGUCCAGUCCGGCCGUCAGGAUAGAGACAUUACGAUUGGGUGGGAAUGGUCUACCAGACACUUCCUGCAUCCAGUUGGCAUCUGGAAUAAGGAAUAACCAGUUCCUGAAGAGACUUGAAUUGUCUGGUAACCCUCUGUCUGGUCCUCACUUCAGUGACUUGAUGGAGGCUCUGUCCAGUCCGGCCUGCAGGAUAGAGACAUUACUCUUGUAUGGUAAUGGUCUACCAGACACUUCCUGCAUCCAGUUGGCAUCUGGAAUAAGGAAUAACCGGUCCCUGAAGAGACUUGACCUGUCUAGUAACGGUCUGUCUGGUCCUCACUUCAGUGACUUGAUGGAGGCUCUGUCCAGUCCGGCCUGCAGGAUAGAGGGAUUACGUCUGGAGCGCAAUGGAUUAUCUGAAGAGGAGAAGGAAGCCAUAAGAAAACUGAAAAAGCAGAAACCAAGUAUGGAGAUCAUUUACUGAACAGAUUCCUCUCUGUGAUGAGCAGAUAACAGGACUUUGGUGAUGAAGACUUCUUCAGAGGUCUGGUAUUAGGAGCUUUUCCUGGUGCAUUAUGGGUAAUAUCACUGAUCUACAGAAGAUAAGGAAAUGUCUAAUAUUAUAAUAAAGAUGAUACCAGACAUGUUCUUCUCCAGCUAAUUAUAGGUCCAGUAACUAAAUCUCUUCAUAAUGAGCCCAAAUCCAGGCCUAUGGGAUGUAGCAGCGUCUUCUGAAGGUCAUGUACGUUGUCAGCAGUAUAAUACUGGUUGUCACACCGGAGGAGGCCGCACAUUGCACACAGUGUAAAUAACAAAUCGCACAAACUGUUAUUUCAGUUUCUAUUUUAUCUUUUACUUGAUGCGACUCACGGACAUACCAGUGUUC